UGUAAUGUUAUGUUGGAAACUUUGAAGCAGGGCGGAUUGACGUAUGCGCCUCUACCAGCGUCAAAAGUUGGGCGGGCGGCACAGUCCGCUUGUUGAUACCGAUCUAGUAACUCGUUCCUUUCGUGUUGUCCAGUAAAGUUCUGUGACCUUAAAAUGGCUCCUAGGAACAAGGAUCAGGAGCAAGAAGUUCUCAACUGGAUCUCGGCUGUGCUUGGAGAACCCUUGCCAAAUGGCGCGUACGAGGACGUCCUUAGGGAUGGUAUUGUCCUGUGCAAGCUAGCGAAUAAACUAUCCCCGGGAUCGGUUAAGAAAAUCCAGGAAAAGGGCACAAACUUCCAGCUAAUGGAAAAUAUCCAAAGGUUCCAAGCUGCGAUUAAAAAGUACGGAGUACCUGAGGAAGAAAUUUUUCAAACAGCUGAUUUGUUUGAGAGGCGUAACAUUCCGCAAGUCACAUUAUGCCUUUACGCAUUGGGCAGGAUUACACAAAAGCAUCCAGAAUUCACCGGUCCCCAACUGGGGCCAAAGAUGGCCGAUAAGAAUGAGCGCUCAUUCACAGAAGAACAACUAAGAGCCCAUAACGCAGAAUUGAACCUUCAAAUGGGUUUCAACAAAGGUGCUUCUCAAGCUGGUUGUGGUUCAUUUGGUAAUACUCGUCAUAUGUAAAUAUGUACCAAGUCUAUUUUAAAAUUAUCAGUAUUUUUUACAAUGUUGCUAUUCUGUUGGUAUAGGGACAGCAACUAAGUUUGGACGUUAAAUUAUAAAAUAUUGUUUAAGAAUGAACUAAAGCUUCUAGUUUUGUUAUCUGUAUUUGUUGAGGAAUAAAUUUUACUAUAUUGUUUUUACAUGAUUAAAAAUGGAAUAUUUACAAUUAAAAAUCUAACAUGUACCUAACUAAGACUUUAAUAGUUUUUUGUAAAUAUUUUUUUACUUUAUUUAAAUAAAAUCUUUUUCUAAA
Molecule: messenger RNA, 955 nt
Organism: Pieris napi
Lineage: Eukaryota; Metazoa; Arthropoda; Insecta; Lepidoptera; Pieridae
Product: myophilin
Exons: 4
Coding region: 154-663 (169 amino acids)
Biological process (GO): actomyosin structure organization
Molecular function (GO): actin binding
Source: RefSeq, a predicted model, not a curated record